Penicillium alfredii is the source of this 1029-nucleotide messenger RNA. RefSeq names its product zinc-dependent alcohol dehydrogenase family protein. Bases 1 to 1029 code for a protein of 342 amino acids. The transcript is spliced from 5 exons. The record is from RefSeq and is a predicted model, not a curated record. Gene Ontology annotation, molecular function: oxidoreductase activity; zinc ion binding. Lineage: Eukaryota; Fungi; Ascomycota; Eurotiomycetes; Eurotiales; Aspergillaceae.
AUGCGGGCGCUAGAGUACAGUGAGGCUCGAAAGUUCAAUAUUGUUGAAAAGGCCCUUCCGAAAAUCCGUGAGCACGAUGUCUUGAUCAAAGUCAAGGCUUCUGGUGUGUGUGGCACUGACUUGCACAUCCACGAUGGAGAAUUUGGAGAUCAAUUCCCUCUUGUACCUGGACAUGAGACUGUCGGUGUGGUCGCAGCAUUUGGCAACGAGGUCCAGGGCUUCACGGUGGGAGAUCGCGUGGUAGCAGACAACUCCGAGUUAUGUGGACACUGCUACUACUGCCGUCAGGGCAAGGAGCUCUUCUGCGACAACUUCAUUGCCCAUGGCGUGAUGAUUGAUGGCGGCUUUGCAGAAUAUGCCACAUACCCAGGAAACCGCGUAUUCAAAUUCAAGAAUCUGUCUGAUGUGGAUGCCACGCUGCUGGAACCUGCGGCCUGUGCUGCACAUGGACUGGACAAGAUCGCCCCUCAGAUGGGAUCGCGCGUGCUUUUAUUUGGAGCAGGACCGACAGGUCUGAUGCUGGCUCAGCUUCUUCGCCAAAAUGGUGCAUGCCAUAUGGUAAUUGCUGCACCGGGGGGUUGGAAGAUGGAUCUUGCCAAGUCUCUUGAUGCGGCCGAUGAGUAUGUGGAAUUCCCGCGUGAGGCACAGGCAGCGGCUGUUAGAAUGGAAAUGCUUCGAGCAGACAACCCAUAUGGGUUCGAUAUUGUUGUGGAAGCUACUGGCGGUGCGAAGAUGCUCGAGAAUGCUAUCCACUUCGUGACAAAGGGUGGCAAGUUGGUGGUCUAUGGUGUCUAUGGUGAUAAAGAUCAUGUUUCGCUAUCACCAAAUAUGAUUUUCAAGGAGGAGAUCAACGUGUUGGGAUCAUUCAGUCAGACCUAUAAAUUUCCGGCUGCUAUCAAUUACCUUGAUGGGAAGCGGAUCAGGGUUGAUGGUAUUGUCAACAAAACAUUCAAACUGGAAGAAUGGCAGGCGUGUCUCGAUGCAAUGAGAAAUAAGUCGGUAGUCAAAGCCGCGAUCGUGUUCAACUAG